Messenger RNA from Bipolaris victoriae FI3, 777 nucleotides. RefSeq lists its product as hypothetical. The coding region runs from base 1 to 777 and encodes 258 amino acids. The transcript has 2 exons. NCBI's taxonomy places the organism in Eukaryota, Fungi, Ascomycota, Dothideomycetes, Pleosporales, Pleosporaceae. The record is from RefSeq and is a predicted model, not a curated record.
AUGGCAACCACAACUCCCAAAACCCCAUGGGCCGACACUCCCUUCGCCCUGCUAAAAAUCCCCGGCACCCCGGGGGCACCCACGAGCUCAAACCCCGGCAUCCUUCACGUCUGCAUCGAAAUGGCAAACGUCCACAACCUGCUUCUUCGCGGGUUAAAUUCCAUCUACAACCAAGCCCCUUUUGUCACGCUGCCUGGCGACAUCUCCGACCUCAUGCUGUACACCACCGCAUGGGCUGAUACCAUUCACCACCACCACUCCGCCGAGGAAACGCUAUUUUUCCCGCGGGUCGAAGCGCUGGCCAAGGCGGCGGGGCAAGAGUGCGAUAUGGCGGGGAAUGUGGCGCAGCACCAGGGGUUUGAGGGUGGGAUGGCGGAGAUGGUGGCGUGGGCUAAGCGGGUGAGAGAUGGAGAGGUGCAGUAUGAUGCGGAGGUGCUAAAAGGGUUGAUUGAUGGGUUUGCGCCGUUGUUGACGCGGCAUUUGCAUGAGGAGAUUGAGACACUGGUGGGGUUGGAGAAGUGUGAUGGGGAGGAGGUUAGGAGGGCGAUGAAGGAGACGGCUGAUGAGGGGGCCAAGACGGCGGAUCCGAACCUUGUCAUACCGCUGAUCAUGGGUUGUCUGGAUAAGAACUAUCCGGGCAGUGAGGACUUUCCUCCCCUACCGUUCUUUGUGCCUUGGUUGAAUGCGUACUGGUUUUCGAGAAAGCAUGGUGGGUGUUGGAGGUUUAAUCCGAGUGAUCACUGGGGAAGGCCACGACCGUUGCAUUUUUUGAAGUGA